Drosophila subpulchrella is the source of this 2567-nucleotide messenger RNA. RefSeq lists its product as uncharacterized. The transcript is spliced from 2 exons. The record is from RefSeq and is a predicted model, not a curated record. NCBI's taxonomy places the organism in Eukaryota, Metazoa, Arthropoda, Insecta, Diptera, Drosophilidae. The coding region runs from base 99 to 2144 and encodes 681 amino acids.
GAAGUGCCUACGCACACUUAAUGUUUCGAUUAACAAACUUCUCUCACGAUCCUGAGAGACUCCAUAAAUCGCUCUCGUGUAUCAAGUAAAUUAUCAGUAUGUCCAAGAGGGUAAGCAUCAUGUUUCCGGAGGAAAUGCCUGCGGCUCCAUCGGGCAGCAGCAGGAACCCGAUGCCCAACCACACUGUAAAAAGCUCCAUCAAGAACGCCUUCGGCGUUCGGCCGGAACUUGAACCGCCCGUGUUUGUAGUCGUCAGUCCUCAUGGUAGUCGGAGCUCGAUGACCUCUGGACAGCAGGACAGUACCCGGACGUAUAGCCGCAGUUCCUUCAGCCAGUCCGUCGAGCGGGGCUUCGAAGAAAGCGCAGCAGCCCCGGAAAGCAGCGCCAUGGUUCAAAGUGGCUCGGCAAACUCCCAGCAGUCACCCAAUUUCGAAUCGACCACCACCUCGAUCAAGGAGUUCCUCAGGAGCACAGUUGCUCUUGUCAAGGCGGGCGAGUCUUUCACAUCUGUGAAGCGGCUUUUCCAUAAGUUUAUCAAAAGCAACGGCUCUAUCUCGAACCCCAAGCCAUCGCUGGUACUCGCUGAUUCCUCCUCCUCUCAGGUCGUAAGUGGGGAAAAUCCCUACCUUAGCAAAUCUAACGACACGCUUCUAAGCGACAUUCCGAUCCAGUUUACCGUCCCCAGCUCCUCGCAAAUGACACCGACCAUUCACCAUUCGAACUACUCCUUCAAAAACCAGAGUUACGACAUCACAAGCCUCCUCUCAGACAUCACCCCGCUAACGGGCUACUCGCCCAGGACCACCUUGGCCAGCACUGAAGCUGGCUACCCUACCGACUCCUUGGCACAGAGUGCGUUGCAAAGCGUGCGGUCGGAGACACCUUUGGAAGGCGCAACGCCCGGCAGUCACUCGAAGUCGAGGAGUCCCAGUCCUCUCAAAUUCAAGACAAUGCCUUCUCAAAUCAAGUUAGCGGGCUUCCCAAGGUGCUACCUCACGAAAACCCGCUCAAGCAGUAGAUCUCUCCGCAGGAAAAUGAGGGCUUCCCCCGCUAGUUCACCCAGAAGGUCGCCUAAGUUGUCACCCCGAAUCGAGCAGGCCGGGCCUGCAGUACAAGCCAUCUUUGCCUUGGUAAGCUCAUCCGGGCCCAACUCCGAGGGAUCGCGGCUAUCGAGCCAGUCGAGACGGAGAAGCAGCCGAGGGCCAUCGCCGAACGUGACGGGCUCCGCCAGCUCUGGCUCGAUGCCGGACCUAGCCAACUCGACCAAGUCAAUAUCCGGUACCGAACCCUUCCCCGGAAAAAGAAGGAGCUCGCGCCGCAGCUCUUCCAGAAGCCCCGGCAGAGGCUUCCUAAACAGCGCUUCGCAGCGAGAGAAGAGCGAGAUGGCCGUCUCCAGGGGAGAGGGAGCCUUCGCUAUGGUCAGUCCCGAGGAGGUGAGGACCAGCGAGCUAGGAGAGGGCUACGGCGGGGAAGUCGAGGAGGCCUCGACCAGCUGCCGGACGUACCAGGAGCAGUGCAACUGCCACCACUGCCAGGACAUGCGUCGCGCGGUCAGGAGGGCCGACUUCUUCCAGUCGCCCGAGGGACAGAGGCGAUUAGAAGCCAAGCUGCUGGCCAAGAAUUUCUUUAUGGACCUCUGCGCCCUGACGGCGGUGCGCCGUCAAAUUGUUGCCGAGCUGCACGGGGCGCGCCGGCGUCCUUCCUCGCGGGUCAGUUACCCAGUGAGCAUCUACGGAGCGGCGCGCCUGGACGGGGGCUCGCUGUCGCUGCAGUGGCUUACCCACGAUCUGGACAGCGUGGACCACUUUGACAUAUUUGUGGACGACGUGCCCAGCCGCAGUGUUUACAACCGGCUAGCGACCCGCACCGUGCUCGUCGACGUGGACGCCGCCGAGACGCACAGGUUGCGCAUGCGGGCGGUGCCGGAGCGGGGGAGCGGUGGUCCGGACUCCUCGGUGGAAAAGUUCAUGUCUGAGGUGGCCGCCGGGCACAUGCGGCAUGUGAGGCAGGGCCAGCUCUUUGCCAGGUGUUUCGAGCACUUAGACGCCCUGCCGCAGCAGCGAACGGUCGUGGAUUUCUGGAGGGACAGCGAGUUUCUGUACAUGCCCCCUCGCGACUCCUCUCCUUCCACGGAGGGUCGCUGACUGGCCAAAAACAACUGAUUUCUGAAGGCCAAAUCUGGCUGGUAGUGGGUAUGUAGCGCAGCAGGCCUCCUUGUGCGGAACAAGUGGCCUGGGCGGCUACCUCUACCUGUAUUCCGGCCUGGAGGGCCCAUCAGAAAGUGAGCUUUCAGCGUCCUGCGAUGAUGAAGCUGUGUGUCCUUAUCGCUGGCCCGCAGGCAGCUGUCCUCGAUUUUUCUGUGUGUGCACUAGUACUGAUGUAGGAGCUUCGCGCGGAUCUGUCACAGAUUUCGGGCCACAGAAUGGCAUGAUGAAUUAUAUGUGAAUGCCUCGCUCUCUGCUCGGCUGGCAUGGCUAUGGAAAUGGGUGAAAAUCAGAUAAAUAUAAGCGCACUCGCACUUUAAUGGGAAGAGGGGCCGUGAAAAGCCAAACCAUUAAGUAUUUUAA